Molecule: messenger RNA, 945 nt
Organism: Arabidopsis thaliana (thale cress)
Lineage: Eukaryota; Viridiplantae; Streptophyta; Magnoliopsida; Brassicales; Brassicaceae
Exons: 2
Coding region: 301-846 (181 amino acids)
Source: RefSeq, marked reviewed
CAAACAUCAUCUUACUAAAAAAAAUCCAAUGGAUCCAUCAGAAUUUCCUUUCGAUAUUGAAGCUUACAAAAGACAAUCUCAAAUUGAAGAGAAAUAUAUCAUAAACCGGUUUAGAGAGCGUCGCAACAAAAUUGAAGAAGAUUAUCCACGUCGUAACAAAAGAAAAUACAUCAAGAGAGAUCAUGUAGCUGGAAACCAAAGACUCAUUGACGACUACUUUGCUUAAUAACCUAUGUAUGAUGACGAUAUCUCUAGACUUGAGAAAGCAGCUGCACUUAGUGAUGAUAAGGGAGAGAGAGCAUGGGAUGGUUACUGCAACUGAGUAUGUCUUCCGUAGUGCCUGUUGCUGGCAUUUUCAAAAGUGGUGAGAAAGCAGAAACGAGCGAGUGGCCGGCGAUGGUGGAAGUUAAGCGUAGAGUUAGGCUGAGUGGGUUUGGGAAAUUUAUUCAAGAGCUUCCCAAGUCUCGAACCCGUGCCCUAAUGGUAUACAAAGCUUUCUUUUGUUAUCAUUGUACUAGCAUUACAUUGAAUAAUCUAUUGCUUCAUACAACACUAGAAGUAACCCUUUUACUUCUCUUAUAUAUCAUCUUUAAUCAUCUCACUUUGUCUCAUCUCAAAACUCUUCUGUCUUCUCUUCAUGGAAACCAGAAAGCAAAGAGAUUACAAUUAAACACUUCACAUGUAUGCGUCACAGGAAUGGGGACACGUUUUAUGUAUGCAGAACAUCAACUAUAUAGAUUUGGGUCAAAUUUUGUAUUAAAUCCAUCCAAAGAAAAGGGAUGCCAAUUCAGUUUUAUUAUGUCUCUGUAUAUGAGUUUCUGUGUCUGUGGGGGACAUAUAGAAUAAUCAGGAAAUCUCAAACAAUUGAUCGACCACACACGCAAAAAUAGUUAAUUAAAUUCUCUUUUCUUAAAAGGACUUUUUUUGGGGAAAUUAUUGGGUAAA